AUGAAAAAGCAAAAGCGGUCGUCUGUUAAUCACAUCACAUUACCUCCUAUGAAAAAGAAAAAGCGGGCGGCUGUAACAGAGAAGACUCUGUCCACAGCCACUGACGACGACAGAAUAUCCCAACUGCCAAUAACUAUACUUCACCGCAUACUCUGUUCCCUCUCCCAGAAAGAAGCUGUCCGGACUUGUGUACUCUCCAAACAAUGGCGCCACGUAGGGUCAACCCGCCCCAACCUCAAGUUUUCCGAAGGAUGGUUCGACAACACACAACAAAACUUUGUCUCUGUACUCGACCGAACCCUACAAAGAUACUGUGAUCAAAACCUCUCUAUACACAAACUCUUUCUCAAUUUAUCGAGGCCCGACCCAGUCGACCGAACCCUCCAAGGAUACCUUGAUCAAAAUCUCUCCAUACACAAACUCCAUCUCGUCAUACCGAACCCCGACUCACGAUGGGCCAUCUCCCUUCUCGACCAAUGGCUGCGGAUAAUAGCUGCAUUCAACAUAAAAGCGUUCAAACUUAACAUUCCUUAUGUUACUCCGGCCCUGCCCUUGGCAAACUUCUUUUCCGAGUCCCUCGAAGAACUACACCUGAGAAAUUGCAAGCUGAGCCCAGUCGAGAGCAUGCGAUUCAAAAGUCUGCACACGCUCACCCUCGUGUGUGUCGAAGUUGAUUGUGGGACUUUAGAGACAAAAACGUUGGGAUGCCCUUUGCUUAGGCGCCUGGUCAUUAAUAAUUGUUUAGAGUUGAGAAACAUUUGGUUGAACGACGCGCCUGGGCUCAAGCACUUUGUAUUGUCUGGUUACGAGAGGAUUGAAGGGCGUAGCAUCAUAAUCAAUGUCCCGAAUAUCGAGACAAUCUUUAUCCAUGGCCAAUGGAUUUGGUCUGAUCACUACCGAAGCCCAUUCUUGUUUUCUGGUCUUACGAGUUUGCAUCUCGGUAAUGUGAUCCUGUCGAGCGAGUCAAUCGACCUAUUGUCGUUCGGCUGCCCGACUCUUGAGAGCUUGGUCAUAGAUAAUUGCUCAGGUUUUGAGGAAUUCCAUCUUGCAAGUGAUUCGGUCAAGCGGUUGACCAUCUCGACAAGCGAAAUAUUGCUAAAAGGAGUUACGAUUUAUGCCCCAAACAUUCUCAAUUUUAUGAUCAUUGCCCGUAUUCCCCAGGCGCUGGACACAUUCUCUUUCACGACCACUCCUUCCAAGGAGUGGGAUUCAAAUGUAAUCCUCUAUGUGUGGCAGGAUGAUCCCGAUUUCAACUCUAAUUCGUGGUUCCUUAAGCUGAGACGAAUGCUCAAGCCACUAAGUGGGUCUCGGAUUGAUCUGAUUCUGCAUAUGAACCAUGGUCGUCUGGAUGUGCCAUGUGGUGCUGUUGAAGACAGUCAUCUUCUCAGUGACGAGCCACCUGUGGUGGUGGAGAAUUUGGAAUUUACAACUUCUAAUUGUCGCACGGAAUCUUGGUACUCGGAGUUUACGAAUGAUUUGUUUCGUGUUUGUCGACCGACACACGUAUGGGAUCAUAGGCUCACGAGAAAGUCGGAGGUGGCCAGGAAUGAGAUGCUCUCAGAGUUUCAGUUCAACAUCUUGCUAGCAAACAUGAGCCUCGGGGCCUUUUGGCGGCACGAUCUGGAGCAAGUGCACGUGAAUACCGUCGAUGGGAAAAUAUGGCAGCUCGUGGAGUGGACAGACCUUUCAGAAUUGCGAAAGAGGACGCAUGACGGAGUAAUAUGCGUUAAGUUGAAAUGGAGUGGUCAGAAUUGUGAAACAGGACGUAUGGACGGACCUUUCCGAUAUUCGUACACUCCAGUUGUAGGCCUAGGUCUAUUUUCUUUCAUUUCAGGAGGUUUUCUAUCCCUCCAUCCAUUAAGCAAGGCAGUUGUCUUUGAUAUCAUUGCUUUGAAUCUUUCCAGAUCUGAGGACUUGAAUUGGUAA
Molecule: messenger RNA, 1926 nt
Organism: Striga hermonthica
Lineage: Eukaryota; Viridiplantae; Streptophyta; Magnoliopsida; Lamiales; Orobanchaceae
Source: the annotation of a GenBank genome assembly